Rhagoletis zephyria (snowberry fruit fly) is the source of this 1327-nucleotide messenger RNA. RefSeq lists its product as uncharacterized. Lineage: Eukaryota; Metazoa; Arthropoda; Insecta; Diptera; Tephritidae. Gene Ontology annotation, cellular component: cytoplasm; actin cytoskeleton. The record is from RefSeq and is a predicted model, not a curated record. Gene Ontology annotation, biological process: actin filament polymerization.
AAACAAAGCCGCGCCGGUUGGCUUUGAGCAGAACAGUCGAGCACGAUUUAUCAAAUUUUGGCGAGAUUCCUAUCGCUAAUUCAUCAAUUUGGACAACUUUAUUACUAAAAUCAUAAUAAUUUUAUUCAUGCGCAAGCCAAUAUUCUACAAUUACUUUGCGUGAAUAUUCGCGGUGCCUUUUACCCGUAUGAUCAGCGAACUUUCCUUGUUUGACGCACUAUGCCUGUAAUGUGCCUGCACCGACAAGAACAAUGCUUUUCUUGGUGCUUCACUUGUUGCUGCAUCAUAUAUUCAUUCCAGCAUACGGCAUAAAUCAUUGGAUUUUGCAGAAUGAUGGCCGCAUUACACAGAAAGUUGAUUCACCCUUUCUAUUGCGUGAGCCUCAUAAUCUAGUAGCCUUUCUGGAUCAAAUACGACACAACGAUUACGUGGAGCAGUCUUAUCUCAAGCUUAGACGCCAACGAGAAUUGAUUGCGGAGCAUUUGCGUUAUUCGAAACAGUUCAGUGAAGAUUUAGUUGUACAGGCGGAGCGUCUGCAACCACAUCUUGGCUCGCAAGCACAACCAAUGCAAAACUUAAUUAAUUCGUUGGAAGCGCUUACAAAGCAAACUGCUAAAAUGUAUAGCUAUCUGGAAUUUGUGAAGGAUGAAUUAAAAGAGUUCAGGAAAUUGAAAACACAAAUAACACAACACCACGAAAAGCUAAUACAACAACAGAUUCCACUGGCCUCCCGCCAGUUAGAUGAAAAAAGUAAUAACGAAGAUUUAUUAAAGAGAGGGCAAUACUGCAGUACUCGCACACUUUCAAACACCGAAGAUCCAGUUUUGUUUUGUGAUUUUUAUUCAGAUAUGCAAAUGCGUUUGGAGGGUAAGGAUGUUGAUCCAGAAGCAUUGGAACGUGAUUGGCAGCUGACCAGCGUCGUGCUCAAUCAAGUAACUAAUCUUAACGUACAACAACGCAUAAACUUAGAGCAAAUAAAAGCAAUGAGGGCGAAGAAGGCUGCAGUUGCAGCAAGCGCCAAGGAAAAAAAGGCACAAUCGUCACCUACAGAAAAUAACGUCAAAGAUACAUGAAAUAAGAUGGGUAAAAUUUUUAAGUAUGUUCUUUGUUUCUACAAAAUUUUAUUUUCUUCUGAUCGCGUUUCUCAACACACCUUCAGUCUUUAGGUUUUUUAAAUCCUUAAGAGACUUAUAGAAUUUAAGACAAAACAUUUUGUAAGAAACACCCUACAUAAUUGGCGGUACAAAUGCUAAACUUUGUAUUAAUAUCGAAAUUUUAUAAGUUAAGUGUAUAUUUUUACUUAAUACAGAUAUCACCAAAAACUAUA